Messenger RNA from Aphanomyces astaci, 1578 nucleotides. RefSeq lists its product as hypothetical. Gene Ontology annotation, molecular function: ATP binding; RNA helicase activity; RNA binding. The transcript has a single exon. Gene Ontology annotation, cellular component: nucleus; ribonucleoprotein complex; cytoplasm. The record is from RefSeq and is a predicted model, not a curated record. Bases 59 to 1528 code for a protein of 489 amino acids. Lineage: Eukaryota; Oomycota; Saprolegniomycetes; Saprolegniales; Verrucalvaceae.
CCAUCAUCUAUUAAGAAUUACACAGGUGACAUGACAGCAUAUCCAAAAACUCGCCAUCAUGCCGAUUGUAGCCAAAUCCACGGCGGCGUUGAUGCCCAAACGCAAGCGCAGCGACUCCAACGUCGAAGACAAGCCCCAGAAAGUCGCCCACAAGGGCACGUCCGGCGCCCAAUGGCGUGCGAGCCACACCAUCGAGGUGAUCGGCUCCAACGGCGGCUACGCGUGCCCCGACCCGAUCCUUGCCUUCAAGGACACGCCGUUCUCCCCGGCGAUCAUCAAGUGCUUGGAGGCGGCUGGGUACACUGCGCCGACUCCGACGCAGUCCCAGAGCUGGCCCAUUGCAUUGGCCAAGCAGGACAUGAUUUCUGUGGCCAAGACUGGCUCGGGCAAGACGGUCGGGUUCCUCUUGCCCAGUUUCCACCACAUCAUGCAGCAAAAGACGUCUUGCCGCGACCCGCGCAUCCUCGUGCUGGCGCCGACGCGCGAACUCGCGACCCAGAUCGAAGUCGAGGCCAAGAAAUUCAGCCGCGUGCAGCCGGCGUUGCGCACGGCGUGCGUGUUUGGCGGCGCGCCCAAGUACAACCAGCUCAAUUCGUUGGCGGCGGGGGUCGACUGCUUGGUGGCGACGCCCGGUCGCUUGAACGACUUCAUCCAAAUGCGCAAGAUCGACUUGUCGAAAGUGUCCAUUCUCGUGCUGGACGAAGCCGACCGCAUGCUGGACAUGGGGUUUGAGCCGCAAAUUCGCACGAUCAUUGAUCAGAUCCCAACAAACCGCCAGACGCUGCUGUUCAGUGCCACGUGGCCGAAAAGCAUUCAAAAAAUGGCCCGCGAGUUCCUGCGAAACCCCGUACAAGUCAACAUGGGCGACAUCAACGUCCUCCAGGCCAACAAGGACAUCCAGCAGAUCAUCGACAUUUGCCGCGAAGACGAGAAGCGCGACAAGCUAGUUACGCUCAUGAACCAGAUUGUAACCAUGACCGACUCGGCCAACACGGACGUGACGCUCCAUGUCAAGACAAUCGUGUUCUUCCGCACCAAGCGCACCUGCGAACGCCUCGGUCAAGAGUUCUGGGACGCCGGGUACGCCGUCGGGUGUCUGCAUGGCGACAAGGAGCAGCACGAGCGAACGCUGACCAUGAACCAGUUCAAGGCCGGCACGGUGAAGCUGCUCUUUGCCACCGAUGUGGCCGCGCGCGGGUUGGAUGUGAAGGAUGUGGGUGUGGUCAUCAACUACGACAUGCCUGGCGGCACCAACGGCAUCGAAGACUAUGUCCACCGCAUCGGCCGGACGGGGCGCGCCGGCGCCAAGGGCAUGUCGUUCUCGUUCUUUACGUCCACCGACCAACCAUGUGCCAAGAAGUUGGUGGAAAUUCUGUCGACGGCGCACCAAGACGUGCCGUCGCAGCUGGCGGACAUGGCGGCGCGCAAGGGCAGCAAGGGCGGAGGAAACCAGGGCGGGCGUUUCCGCGGCGGCGGCGGCGGACGCGGCGGUGGCGGACGCGGCGGUGGCAACCGCAAGAAGUGGUAGAUACAUCUAUAUUAUUCUAAUUAUAAACAUGAGCGUACGUACAUCCGUUG